GUAGUGCUAACUGCUAAGUUUGAGUACACAGUACACACUACACACUGUACUGAAGUGUACUGUGGAACUUGCAAAAUUGCAAAAUAAAAAUAGCUGAGUUUUUGUUUUUCAUUGCAAAGCUUAUAAUAAAUAUAUUUAUAAAAGUUUUCUACUUUUAUUGUUUUCAGCUAUGAAGAUUUAUAAUCAUUCAAUUCGAAAGCUACAAGAUUUGUAAGAUUAUAUAAAAUGCAAUUUUUGUGACAGAAAAAUGAACGAUAGCGCAGAUUGCUCAGAAACAUUAGAUCCGCGAGUCCAGAUUGAACUGGAACGCCUAAAUACAGCGACAGAUGAGAUAAAUAGGCUUGAAGUUGAACUUGAUGAGGCUCGACUGGCUUUUCGUCGUUUACUUGCGGAAGGGCAUCUUCGUAUACAACAGCUUACUAAAAAACUAGGAACAAGUGUGCAUAAGGCUAGACCUUACUAUGAGGCAAGAUUCCGAGCUAAUAUUACAUCACAAGAGCUUCAAGCUGCCAAUUUUGCCUAUGACAAAGCAAAUAGUGCCCACGCUGCAGCAAGGGAGAUGGUAUAUCUUGCAGAACAGGGUCUGGCAAGACUUGCCGAUGGGAAUGGAGGGCUUACUUUGGAUCCUGCCUGGCAAGAAAUGCUUAAUCAUGCAACUCAUAGAGUUAAUCAGGCGGAAGCUGAUCGCGCUUCAACUGCGGUGACACAACGCACUAAGGCAGCCGCCCAUAGGGCAGCUGCCUCUCUUGUACAACAACUACAAAAUAGCCUUAAGCGUCAUAUAGCCAAAUCAAGGCCAUAUUUUGAGGAAAAAGCUCGAAUCAAUGCCGCUUUAGAAGCACAAAAAGCUCGUAUCCAAACACUCGAAGAACAGGUUACUGAAGCAAAACAAAAGUAUUCCUCCGCUCUUCGUAACCUCGAGAGGAUAUCUGAUGAGAUCCAUCGGCACCGAUCUAGAAGACAAUCUACGAGAAACGACAUUGAUCAAAUGACAAUUACGGAUACGACGAGUGAAUCCAAUGCCAGUGAGAACUUAGAAGAGUUGUGCUCGACCAGUAACGAUGAUAAUGUUCGUGAGUGGCUUCGGAAGGUAGACCGACCGGAUCCUGACACCUGGACCGAGAUAGAUCUGGAUUAUUCCAGCCCCGAAGAGAUAAGUUUUGAAAAAUGCUCCCUGAGACCGAGGCCGAGCCCUGAUAAAUCUCCUCCCAGCCCCCUCGAAUCCAAGGUCUCGGCUGCCUCGCCGAGGCGAAUCAUACGAGUGGGCGAAAGGACGGCCGCCAUCAGGGCCGAGUUGGAGAAGGGGAGGCGACAGAGUUUGGAUACUAUCCUUCACGAUACAGGAGAGAAAGUCAAGGAGAUGUUCCAAGGUCUAUCCCUAUUCGGCGAGCGUCGCGGGUCGGGCUCGGCGCCCCGGACUCCGCGCAGGGCUUCUCCACGAGCUCGCCGAUCCCCCGCUCCUUCGGGGGCCUCCUCGGCCUCCGACGAACUGUACUCCGACGCGGACAGUCUUGCCAGUAUGGAGAUGUUGACCGACGAUCAAAUAGCUUCGCUAAUGCUCGACGCGCAACUCGAAGCCGUCUGUGAGAAGUUGGCUGGAGUUGCGCGUGCGCCGCGUUCGCCGCGUUAGCCCGAAUCGCGACAACCGCUAUUUUUAUCGGUUUUUAUAUAAAUUCAAAAUGAAGCUUUUUAUUGGGUUUUUAUCGAUCGGCGCUAACAGUUCGUUCUAAAUUAUAUAAUAUAUUAGUCAUUAUUACCACCAGUCGUAAACAACCACUAGUUAAAGCUUGGGUUUUUGAUGUAGAAUUACUUGAAAUUCGAUUACUUAUAGUAUCUCUUAAGUACAGUUUAUGCUUUCUCAAAUCUGAUGAAAAAUAUUUAAAUCACCAAAUACUUAUUUUGAAUGUUUAUGAAUUGAGGGAAAAGGCGGGAUUUGAAUAAGUGUGUUGAGCAAUAAUAUUUAUGCAUUAGUUUCUACAAGCUAGGUUAGGUAGGUUCUUUAUUGUAUUACGAUGUGUGGCCUAAACUCUAAAAGCAGCUAAAUUGUAGUACAGUUUAUUGUAGGUACGAGCUGCUCACUAGCUAACAAAUUUCUCAUAAUAAUACACAAAUCUCAAAAUACCAGACUCAGAAGGCCAGAUUUUGUUUAUAAUAAGAAAUUAAUAUUCCAUUAAUGUAAAUAUAUAUUUUUAUUUUAGAGUUUAGCUUUAUUUAUUUUAAUUUAUAAAUUAUUUAUUUACAUUUUAUACACGAGUAAUACUCAUACACCUUACUUCAUUACUAGUCUCAUGCAUUUUCUUUAAAGUUAAUAUGUUUUAAAUCUCACUUUAAGUCUGUUUUGAAUUAUUUAAAUGAAGGUGCAGACGUUAACGGCCUCUGGCAUGGCUGGCAUUUUGUCAUGUCGACAUAGCUAACGUGGCAUUUAUUACUUUUACUUUAACAUAAUUGCACAUUUAAAUCCAGACUACUCAGCAUCUGCAAAAUAAUUCACCUGUCUUCCAAUCAUUACAUCUUGUUAUGUUUUCAAAAACUAAAACAUUUAUGUUAAGGUGCAACUAAUUCAACUAAACAUAUUUGAUAGUUAUACGUUGGCCAGAAAUGUUGAACUCGUAAUUUAAGUUUAACCGUGAUGAAAGCAGAAUGUUAUAUGAUGUUGUCAUCUGUAAGGAAAAGUUUGUUAAAUUACCUCUAAUGUAAUGUCAAUACUAUGAAUGUGAUUUGUUAAAAUGUUGAUGCGAGGUGAACAGAUACAGAACAUCUUCAUAACAAAUAGGAAACCAUACUUACUCCGUUAAUUAGAAUCUCCCUCGAAAUUUUUUCUCUACUUUUUAGUAAGAUCGUUUAUCUUUUCACCUUGCACGUAGAAUCGGAAACAUUGUUAACUAUUAAAAUAAUUAGUUAUAAGUAAUGAGUACAAUUAGAUUAAAGCUUGUGUCCUGACGAGAUGCGCUUUUUAGGUGUUCGCACAAAAAGCCAGAUUUUAUGAUAGUUUCAAUUUGACAGUAGAAUUUCACUGCAUAAAUAGUAUAAUGUAUCGAAGAUCUUGUGAACCAGAUAACGUCAAAACGUGUUAGUUAGAGUUCACAAGAUUUUCUUUGUAUACAGUAAUCGUUUACUACAAAUUAAUUUACAGCUGUGAUUAAAGUAGCAGUCAAUUCAAUUAUAUAAUUUUGGGCGGGACCCGCUGUUGAUCAGUGUUUCGUUUAGAUCUGAUUUCUUGCCAAAUGAAUAUCGCUCUUAUUGUAAUUUAAAUUGAUCUCAAAUAGUUUUGGAUGAAGUUUCAAUUUGUGCUACGGUGAUAAUAUUUGUUUGUCGAAAUAGUGAAGUUAGCGUUUUAUUUAUAGAAAAAGUACAAUAUUUUUGUAUUAAUAGCUAAUUAAUUCAUAACAAAUACUAAAAGUACGAUAGCUUUAAAAUGAUAUUAAUUUUGCCUGUUGUGAUAUUAUUCUGUACAAAUCAUAGCCAUAAUCACAAUAGUUAGUAGUGUAAAUGACUUGCCUUCGGAGGAAUAAAUCAUUAAAUAUU
Molecule: messenger RNA, 3525 nt
Organism: Pieris rapae (cabbage white)
Lineage: Eukaryota; Metazoa; Arthropoda; Insecta; Lepidoptera; Pieridae
Product: SH3 domain-binding protein 5
Exons: 9
Coding region: 248-1630 (460 amino acids)
Biological process (GO): negative regulation of protein tyrosine kinase activity; intracellular signal transduction
Cellular component (GO): cytoplasm
Molecular function (GO): protein kinase inhibitor activity
Source: RefSeq, a predicted model, not a curated record